CACGAAUUGGAAGACUUCCAAUCAUAUUCCCCGCCGACAACUCUCUUAGCUUCUUCUCUAAAUAAUUAACGCCAAACACGCAUUCCGCCGGCCACAAUAUCCUGAAAUCCGAAUCCCUCCACAAUACAAAUGGAGCAUUCAGUUUCCGUCAAUGAAACUCUCCUUCUCCUCCUCUUACCACUACUACUACUUCUCCUUUCUAUCAAACACGUUAACUCAAAGAAGAAGGAAGAGCUCCCUCUUCCUCCAGGCCCAAAGCCAUGGCCGAUUCUCGGAAACAUCCCACACAUGACCAGAAAGGUUCACAUCACCAUGUCCGAGUUCGCCAAAUCCCACGGCCCGUUAAUUUCCGUGAAGCUCGGCGCUCAACUAAUCGUCGUCGCCUCUUCUCCGGCAGCCGCCGCCGAAAUCCUCAAAACCCACGACCGAGUCCUCUCGGCAAGGUACGCUAGCAAGGCCAAUCCGUUCAAACUCAGCGAUGUCAACCGAAUGGCAAUCGUGUGGGCCACCACGUGCAACGACAGCUGGAAGUCCCUUCGUGCGCUCUGCAGGACGGAGCUUUUCUCCGGCAGAGCAAUCGAGUCGCAGGCCGCCGUCAGGGAGAGGAAAGUCCGUGAGAUGGUCGAAUUCCUUGCCGCCAGAGAAGGGCGAGUUGUUGAUAUUGGAGAAAUCGUGUUCACUACAGUUUUCAAUUCGCUCUGUAACCUUUUCUUCUCCGACGACUUGUUGGUGUUGGAAGAUCGUAAGGGGAAGGCUAGUGGGUUGAAGAGUCAUAUCUCGAAGAUGAUGGAGCUUGCCGCCACUCUGAACAUUGCUGAUUUCUUCCCUGUAUUGGCGCGGCUAGACCCUCAGGGUUUGAAGAAGAAGGUGGCCAAGGUCGUCAGCCAAAUGUUCUCGGUUUGGGAGCGUUACAUAAAGGAAAGAAGAGAAACCCAUGAAUCGGAAUUUCAUGUCGACGCUCUGAAACGCGAUUUCCUCGACGUUUUUCUUUCCAAUGGUUUUGACGAUCACAAAAUCAAUUGGCUAUUCUUUGAAUUGCUGACAGCGGGAACAGAUACCAUUACUACGACAGUAGAAUGGGCAAUGGCAGAGCUUCUAAGAAACGGGGAAGCAAUGAGGAAAGUUCGCGAAGAAUUGAAGAGAGAAAUUGGGGAAAACUCCGUGAAUGAAGCUAAUGCCUCUCAGCUGACAUUUCUAAACGCCUGCAUAAAGGAGACAUUCAGGCUACACCCACCCGUACCGUUCCUGAUUCCUCACUGUGCUAUGGAGACUUGCGAAGUGAUGAACUACAGAAUACCCAAGGAUUCCCAGGUGCUAGUCAAUGUGUGGGCAAUUGGUCGGGAUCCAUCUGUUUGGGAGGAUCCCUUGUCGUUUAGACCUGAGAGGUUCCUUGACAAGCGGUCAGCUGUUGCGGACUUCAAAGGUUGUGACUUUGAGCUUCUGCCGUUCGGGUCGGGUCGGAGGGCGUGCCCGGGACUUCCCAUGGCAACUAAACAAUUGUCGUUGAUUCUUGCUUCGUUGAUUGAAGGGUUUGAUUGGACUCUCCCCGACGGCGACGAUCCGGCCAAAUUGGAUAUGGAGGAGAAGUUUGGACUUACACUGCAGAAGGACCAACCUCUGUUACUUAUUGCGAGAAAACAUAGCAUGUGACAGGUGAAAAAAAAAAAAGUUUCUCAAAUGUUUUCUUAGAGGGGACAAAAAUUGCAUGGGUUGAAUAUAUCAUCUCUUUUGUUGCUAAAUCAUUAGGUUUUAAGUUUGCACAGGUUGUCUAUACCUUCUUUUGUGCUAAACCAUUGUUUGAAAUUGUGG
Molecule: messenger RNA, 1809 nt
Organism: Linum tenue
Lineage: Eukaryota; Viridiplantae; Streptophyta; Magnoliopsida; Malpighiales; Linaceae
Source: the annotation of a GenBank genome assembly